Messenger RNA from Insectozyma verbasci, 2070 nucleotides. Lineage: Eukaryota; Fungi; Ascomycota; Pichiomycetes; Serinales; Debaryomycetaceae. The record is from the annotation of a GenBank genome assembly.
AUGGGGAAAAGAAAGUUAGAUAACAAAGUACUAGAGAAGAAAAAGCAAAUACAGCAAGAAAAAGAUGCUGAGUUAUUGUCUGGAGUAUUUAAUAAUAAUGAACAACAACUUUCUGACGUGGAUGUUGAAAAUUGGGAUAAUGAAGAGAUGGAAUAUGAAUUACAACCAAGACAACUAAAAAAACAAAAGAAAUUAGUAGAAGCAUUACCAAUAAAGACGUCGGAUGGUACAUUACAAAGAGUGAUACGAGAAGAGGUGGAUAUACCUGAAGAAGAACCUCAAGAUGAAGAAGAUGAAGAAGGUGAAGAUCAAAUUAUCCAGGAAGAUCAACAAGAUGAAGAAGACCAAUAUUCAAACCUUUCACCUCGUGAGAAAUUAACCAAAUUAAAAGAAGAGAUUGCAGAGUUGGCAUCUAAAUUAAUUGAAGAUCCAGAGGAGAAUAUAUCAUGUUUAACUCGUUUACGUAAAAUGUCAGAAUCAAAAAAUUUCAUGACUUCACAAUUAGCUAUAAUGUCAUUAGCACCAAUCUUCAAAAGUUUAGCACCAUCAUAUAAAAUAAGACCAUUGACGGAUGUUGAGAAACGAGAGAAAGUGUCUAAAGAAGUUGCAAGAUUGAGAAAUUUUGAACAAAAUUUGGUCUUUAAUUAUAAGUGUUACAUUGAAUUAUUAUCAAAAUACUCAAAAACUUCAUAUUCAAAUAGUGAAAACAAUAUGAAAAAUAUAACUUCAGAUCAGUUAAAACGUGGUAAUAUAGCCAUCAAAGCUGCUAAUGAAUUAUGUAAUUCAUCAAGUUUGAAACAUUUCAAUUUUAGAGAUGAUUUAUUCUUAAUAAUAAGUAAAAGAUUGAAUAAAAAACCAACAAAUCAAGAGGAUCUAAAAGUUUUCCAACAAUCAAUACGUAUAUUUGAAAUUUUACUUAACGAAGAUUCAGAACAUGGAGAUAUAACUUUUGAUUUAAUAAAAGUAUUAUGCAAAACCAUCAAAGAUAAAAAAUAUAGAGUGGAUGAAUCAGUGAUUAAUAUUUUAUUAUCAACAAAAUUAUUACAAGAUUAUGAUCCAAAUAAUAAUAAACAAGAAGAUAAGCCAAAAUUGAAGAAAAAGGAUAGAGUUCAUUUGUCUAAAAAAGAACGUAAGGCAAGAAAAGAAAUAAAAGAAAUUGAAGAAGAGAUGAGAAAGGCUCAACAAUCCAUAACUAUUGAGCAAAGAGAAAAAUAUCAGGCACAAGUUCUAAAAAUGAUACUUACAUUAUAUCUUGAAAUUUUGAAAGCUGGUAGUUCAAGUGAAAAUAAUGCCAAUGCAAACAAUUUAGUAGGGUCGGUUUUAGAAGGAUUAUCUAAAUUUGGUCAAAUGUCAAAUUUAGAUUUAUUAGGUGAUUUCUUAACUGUUUUGAAAGAAAUUAUGAUUGAUAUAAUUGAUGAUCAUAAUUUAGAAGGUGGACUUUAUGAAAAUAAACAAUUUAGAACAAUUUUAUUAUGCAUUGCUACUUCAUUUUCAUUAAUUUUAAAUCAUCAAUCUGUCGGUAAAUUACCUUUCAAUAUUGAUUUAAAACAAUUUAUUUCAAUUUUGUAUCAAAUUUUAACUGAACUUUCAUUAGAUGCAGAUAUAGAAUUUAAUCAUAAAUCAUUAAGAUUAAUUGAUCCAGAUAGUGACGAAAAACCUUCUGUUAAUGUAAGUAUAAAAUCUGAAUUAUUACUAAGAUGUUUAGAUUUCAUCUUUUUUAAAUCUAAAAAUGGAUCUAAUAUGAGAGCUGCUAGUUUUAUCAAAAGAUUAUAUAUUACAUUAUUAGACACUCCAGAAAAGACAAGUUUAACACUUUUAAAAUUUAUUGGAAAAUUGAUUAAUCGUUAUGAUGGGUUAAAAGGUUUAUGGAAUACUGAAGACAGAAUAAGUGGAGAAGGUAAUUAUAUAUUGGGUAUUGAAUCAAAUAUGAUAGAUAAACAAAUUGAAAUUGAAAGAUCAAAUUUUGGCGCUGCUACUUUAUGGGAAAACGUUUUAUUGGAUAAACAUUAUUGUCCAAUGGUUAAAGAUGGUGCAAGAUCAUUGAUGAAGAAUUCAAAAAGUAAUAAAUAA